This is a messenger RNA of Ectocarpus siliculosus, 3814 nucleotides long. The record is from the annotation of a GenBank genome assembly. NCBI's taxonomy places the organism in Eukaryota, Phaeophyceae, Ectocarpales, Ectocarpaceae.
AUGGAAACGGAGCCUUCGCAGCUGAUUAAAGGGAUGGACAUGGACAUUGGCAUGGGGCUCGGGGACGACCUUGGCGGGUUCGAAGGUUUUGACGCCAUGUUUGCCGAGCCCAAUAGCACGAGCGAUUUUUUCAAGUUCUGCGAAAUCGAGGACACACAACAGCAGCACCACCAGCAGGACAUGGCCAUCACCAACUCGGCGUUCCAGGGGCCGCCAUCACCGGCCAGCACGUUCGGCCACCAGCCGAAGGUGUCCGACUUCGGGCAGGAGAGCUGGAUUCCUGGCGGGCAACAACAACUCCCGAUUCAGGCGUGGCCUCUAACAACGUCAAGUGAACCCACACAACGCGUGAACCCAAACCUGCUCCUGCCGAGCGGGGGCAAGCCCAGGGCUCGAAAGCGGCACGAUGAGGAUGAGGCGCUCGUGUCUAAGGAGUCGGUCUUCCCUGUGAUAAAGCGCCGGUCAUCGACGGCAUCCAUUUCGAUGAACCGAAGUCCACCGCCAACAUCGUCACAGCAAGAAGGGUUGGAGAAAAGCCACAGCUUUUGCGUCACCACAGCCAGCGCGGGCUGGGCGCCCGCCGUAUCGCAGCAACAGGCUGGCGUGGCGAGACACGGGGGGUCUAGUCAGCCGCCGCAGCAGGGGGGAAUGGCGUCGCCGCCAGGUGGAGCGAUAAAGGUCACCACGAAUGUGACGUCUGGCACCGUGCGCCCUCCCCGUAUUUCGGUGUUCAUGUCCAACUCGGGUCGGCGCGGCGCAAGCAGCAGCGGUGUCGUCGUCGGCGGUUCCUCUCAGCAGCAGCAGCGGCGUGCUCGAGCCCACGAUGGACCGCACGGCCAGCGCGCAGGCCCAACGAUUGAAGGACCUGCGCAUCACCAUGCGCGACCGGAGCGUGGCCGAGAAAUAUAUCGUGGAGCACAACCCGGCCGUCGUUGCGAUGGGCUCGCCCCACCACCUCAGCUCCACGUCGGCGUUGCUCUUGGGACAGGACGACCAGGACGACCACUUCGCGGCAACGGCGACGGUGUCGGCGGCAGGUCCUACGGCACCGUCCCUGCGACGCGCGAGCUCGGUCGGAGCGCUCACGAUCGCCGGCAGCGAGGUGAUGUCGACGUCCCCGGUCUUGUCGUCCUCGGGAAGGAUUAUUCAGUCCUGCGAGCUCUCCGACAGGGUCGGAGACGGCGGGCAGCGGCGCAACCUGGUGUGCAGAGUAUUCGGCUCUGGCGGGAGCCCCUUCAUGAGACCGGCGAGCGGCGGCCGCUAACUAGGCUUCAUUGCGCAAAUCCAACCACAACGCACGGCCGGUGGCUGGCUACUAGGCCAGGGUGUCACGGCUUCCUUGCCGGGGAAGGCACUCGAGCGCUACCGCACGGGUGGGAGAGGAACGCGAUAUCGCCGGACUAUUGUUUGAUUGCCCCGAGGGCCGGAAUCGCCGUGCCUUCUUGCGGCGGCGGGAAAAGCACGCAGCACCUCCCGUGUUGUCUCGCGGAGCCCCCCCACCCCCCUACCCCCCACCGCUGGAGUGUUUCGUUUUUGAUCACACUUUGAAUUGCAUUGAUGUAGAUGGCCUCCUCCCACCGCCCCUGAAUCCCCCGUCCGCGGCCAUUCUAAGGGCGAGUUGGCGAUGGACAGGCGAUUUUUUUGUACAAGGCUUUUUUUUGUUUUAUUUCUUCUUGAUUGUUUGCGUGCUGUCUAUAUUAAACACGAUUUUUUUUAUCUUUCGUGUGUUGUCAAGUUUCUCGCAUUUCUGCGUGGUGGAUGCAAGACACAGCAGUUUAGCAGAGGGUUCUUGGUUUACAAGCUUGGGGUGUUCAAGGGGCGUAUGCUUUAUGCUUUAUUCCCGCAUUUCGCGCGGCGUGCGAACUGGCUGGCUGGCAGGCUAGCUGGCGUCCGCGCAGACAUCCAAAUGGUGUCUACUAUACAGUAGUAGGGUUAUGGUGGUGGUAUCCCGGUUUGGCAAGGCGCACGGGGAAAGUCGUUAUUUCACGUGCUUGGGUCUUGAUUUAGCAAGCUCGCGUCCAUGGGUUGUAUAUAAAAGUAAUAAUAUUGUUUUGAUAAGUACCUGUUUUUUGAGACUGGUGUUGUCGGCCGCACAUCUACCAAUCUUGGUGAUGUGGGGGUGCCGUAUGGGGGCUUCUGGGGGGCAGGCAAAUGAUUCCUCGUUUCCGCUUUUUCCCCAGCAGGUACUUGAUUCCCUUACGGCCCUGCGGUGGUGUAUCCGAGGAAGUAAUUCGGCUGCGGGUGAUAAUUGCAGCUUCGUGUGCGCGUCCCGAUUCUAGGAUGGGUAAAAAAAGAGUGCCGCAAACGUCGUAGUGGUGUUUCGUGCGAGCUUGCUGUUCGUAGCGCGCUGUCGAGACAGCAGCGUAAGGGGUGUUGCGAAAAAAAUUCGCGUGCACUCCCGCGCCGAAGGAAAAUACUUGAUUUUUCCCACGAGGCUCACCAGUCGCAAGCGUGGCGGAAAGAUAUCACGAGAGCAGAGCCGAGGGAACGCCUGCUUUCAAAAGGAUAAAACCCGAAGGAUAUCAUGCGGUGGAAAUAUGGGCGCUUUCCUCCUAGACGUUGUUGGACAUUCGAUGGUUGAUCAAGGGAAGCGCAGGGGGGGCGCUUAGAACUUGAGAGAGUUGGUAAUGUUACGAAAGCCGGCAGGCACGGGUUGUUCGAUCGACGCGAAGGGCGUACAAUUGUAUGUCGCACUUUGCCCUUGCGAAUGGUCGACGCUCUUUGCCUCCUCGUUGUAGGCGGAUCUUACGACGGUUGCAUGAAUGCUAUUGUUAAUGUAUCUCGCGGUGGUGGAGCCGCAAGUGUGUCGAAUAAAAAGUGUCAAAAUGUGUUGCCGGCUAAUGGAUGUCCUAUCCUGGCCCUUAUUGGGUUUCGGGAGUUUGUGUUUGGUUGAUUCUUGCCCGGGAAAGGAAGUGAGGGACGGGGGCUGGGCGCAAAAUAUGGAGGCUUGUACGGCGAACCCAGGGGAGCACUUAUGGGAGUCCUUGCGCUUUUCGGAAGUUGAAAACACAGGGACUACAUUUUGUUUUGAAGGGAAUGUUGCGGAAGAAGAGAACGGAGGGGUAGGCAGUGUAUGUCGCGACGGCGGUCGUUGGGGGCGAGUCGGGUUGGAAUGGUUGCGUUGGAAAUGUGUUUUUGGGACUCCUUGAUGUUGGGUUGUCAUUCGUAGUGUGGGUUGGUGCCCGUUCAUCAAACGAUUUGCCACUCGCUAUAGGGUCAGUUGAUACUACUGCGUUGACCGGUAGCCCAAAGGCGUAGAUGCUUAUCAGUGUAAUGACCAGGUUCUCUGUUGUCGUUGUAAUUUGGUGCGCGCGUGGCGCCAGGAGUUACCCGAUUUUUGCCAUUUGAUCCACCUUUUUUUCUGCUGGGUUGAGCCGAACGUAGAGCAUUCCACACGUACGUCUGGGACACAGUAUAGCGUUUAAAACAUGGACGAUGGCUUGCCGCGGGUAGCCUUACUGGAUGGAAAUAGUAACAAAGUUGACGUGCUGAUCAAAGGAAUCGCACGAAAGAGUCGCGUUUGUCUUCAAGUCUCGGGAAGAGGUAUUCACUGUUUUCGGGCAGUUGCCACAUGUGACGGAGUAGACACGCAUAUUUUUGCGUCGGGAAACCGUUUGAUCUGCUCUACCCCGCGCAGCCAACGCCAAUAUGAUGUGUAUUUCUUGCCGGGCGUCAAGUCGAGCCGCGCUGGUGUUCCUCCUGGUGAACUGAUGCCGGUCUUGUCACCACGACGACGACAGUGUAUUGCCGUUAAGCUCCGCGACGAGACGUGACAUGUGGAUGUGCUUACGAUCGCACGGUGUUGUGACACGUA